Arabidopsis thaliana (thale cress) is the source of this 1768-nucleotide messenger RNA. Its product is annotated as mucin-5AC-like protein. The transcript has 4 exons. The record is from RefSeq and is marked reviewed. The coding region runs from base 118 to 1152 and encodes 344 amino acids. Lineage: Eukaryota; Viridiplantae; Streptophyta; Magnoliopsida; Brassicales; Brassicaceae.
UUUGUUUUAUUUUAUUUAACCAAAUUUUGAAACAUUCUCUAUCUCUAUCUCUCUUUUGUCUUUAUAUGACUUCUGUUUUAUUUCCCUGUUCUUUGAUCGUGUGUUUUUAAACCGUCGAUGAGUGAUCGGAGUCUGAAAAAGUCUCUCCCCGGUAAAAGCAAUCGCCAGGCGGAUGAGAAUUUGGAUCUCUUCUCAGUCAACCGUGGAACUUCUUUGGAUGUUUUGAUUAAACCAGGAAGACAUUCUUUCCAACAAGCUAAAGUUGCUAAGCAUGGACCUGAUGAUGACAAUAAUCACAAUAUACAUGCAAAUGAACCGCUUUAUACCAUUGCAGAAGUUCCAUUAGGAGAUCUUUCUAGAUUGGUUCUAGAAGCUAGAAACACAACUUCCAAGCUUCAGUCCAUAACCACUACAAGGGUUCCUUUAAGGAGCGAGAGUGAUCCAUCUUCAAGACCAACGAGAAGCGGUUCAACAAUUCGUCCCUCCAACAUUCCCACUAUCAGAUCCUCUUCGGUCCCCAAGAAGACAACAACAACACAAAUUCAAGCUUCAGCUUCGGUUUCUUCUCCAAAAAGAACUGUCUCUCGAUCUUUGACUCCCUCAUCACGCAAAACACCAUCACCAACCUCAACUCCUUCAAGAAUCAGUACAACUACUUCAACCACUCCUUCCUUCAAAACAGCUGGAGAUGCUCAAAGAUCAAGAUCGUUGACUCCAAGAGCAAAGCCUCAGAUUGCAGCAAAUGCAAGUAGUAGGACCAAUGUGCGUUCUUCGUCUGUAACAUCACGUCCUGAUAGAAGCACAACAGUUUCAGCAACACCUCGGACACCGCCAAGACUAAAAGAAACAGUCACUCUAGCGUUUGGUAGACCAGUGGGUCAUGUUAACUCGCCAAAACGAAACACCUCACCGGAUGUUACAAGAACGAGGCCUAAAGGACGCUCUGCUUCUCCUUCUCUGAUUCCGACUUUUUCAGGCACCUCACAUACAACAACAACUCCCAAGUCUAUAAAGCCAUCUGCCACUGUUGCCGAUUCAACUAGGCCAGGAAGGAAGUUGUCAAGAGCUUCUGUUCAAAUGGCUAUCAAUCACUUGGUAAUAACGUUCUCUUGUCAUUAUUUGAUUAUAGCUAAAUAUUUUUGUCAUUUAUAACGUUUAUCGUGGUCAAUAGUAUAGUAACGUUUUUUAUGAGGUUUUGCUUGACGAUAAUAGUGUCACUUCAAAUGCAGGACUUGGCACGAAAUGGUAAAGUUAGUACACAUACGUUUUCAAGCCCAAUGUUGUAUCCACACAGCAUCAGAUCUUCUUCUUCGGGUCUAAGAAAACCGUGUGGUAGUAGUGAAGGCAGCUGCAGCAGCAGCAACCAUGAAGAGGAAGAUGGAAGAAGCUUAACGAAAGAAGGGAACAACACAGAGAACAAGAACGAUAGUGCUCGUUACGACGCACUCUUGAAUGUUAAAGAUGUCAAGGAUACAAACUGGCUACUUAACAUUGAUGAUGAAUCUCCUCAAUCUCUCAUCUUCGACAAUGCUUUUGACUCUCCUCCUGAUCUAUUCUCUCCUCUCUGAGACUCUGACUCCUUUUGAGUUUUCUUUCCUGUUUGUUGUAGUUAAAAACAAGAGAGCUGCUUGGAAAAAUAAUCCUGUUUCACUCUUUUUAAAUUCUUAUGCAAUCAAGAGAAAAACAUUACACAUAGUUCUUCUACUCGUUGUUUUUUUCUUUCAAAGUGUUUGUUUGUAUUGAUCAGCAGAAAUAUACAACUUUGACC